CUUUUCCCGUUCCCAUCCGCCAUUUUCGCCGUCCCACCCCUAACUUAUGUGCCGCAGCAUUCAUAAACCAUCAUGAUAGAUCAAGGAAAAGCCUGUCAUUUCGCAUUGCUGCUAAACCUCAACAGGACCCUGACUUCGCGUCUUGCGUGCCGUUUUCCCAGCAACCGGGGUGGCCUUCUUGUCCUUCUUCGCAGCUUUCCCGUUUUCGUGCUUACCGUUUGGCGAAGCAUUCUCAGUGGCGGUCGGCUCAUCUGCGACGUCUUCAACGCGAGCCUUCUUCUCGGCACGCACCUCCGAUUCCGACUUCUCUGCCGCAUCGGGGGCGGAUGCGCCGUUGGUAGCGGCAAGAGGCUCCUCAGCCUUACGCUUUUCGCCUGCAGCCGCUUCGGCGAUGUCGUUGACUUCAGGCUUACUGGCGCCGUUGAUGCCCGCGGGCUUGUCGUCCGCAGCAUUGUCAGUCAUAGGGACAUCCUUUGGGGCGGAGACAGCAGGCGCCGAAGUUGGAGCAUCAGUGAUGAACGCAUUCUCAUCCUCAUUCUUUGGCGUUUCCUUUGGUUCUUCUUCGAGGUUGAGCACGGGUCGUGGAGUGCCACCUGCGGGUGUCAUGUUGUUGACGGGUGUCUCUGGCACAGACGCAACCUCGACGGGCUUCGGCGGGGCGCGGAGACCACCGGCUCCGUCAGUUGGCUUGGUCUCCUCCGGCUUGGCGGGCUCCGAAGGAGCUGUCGCUGUGUCCAAAGUGGGAGCGCCGGCCUCGGCCUCGGGGGCCGUGGGUUCAGGUGCGCCGACUAGGGCAUAUCAGCUCAGAAUUCCGUGUAUAAGCGCAGUGGUGAGCCACGGAGGUCGAAACAGCCAUGGCGAACAUGUCAAUUGCGAAGCGCUGCAUCAGACGCGAUGGAAACGAGGCCAUUGAGACGGCUGGCGAUGGGACAUACCUUUGUCUAUAGCUGGAGCGAUUCCGUCCGACAUGAUGAUGACGUAACAAUUGCUGUCGCAAGUUGACUCUAGCUUAUAAGCGUGUUUUUGCGCGACACGGCGAAGUCGAUAAUGGAUACGAGAGAUAUUUGCGAUAAUUUCUGAGGCUACAAGAGUGAGGAAGCUUCACAAUGUUGAUGUAGGAAGGAGGUCAAAGUCGGGGAACGAGACACGAAGAAGGGGAGUGAGGUUGGCAGAGGAAGGCACGAGGCAAGUCACGACGGUCGGUUCCACAAAGCCAUGUCCAUCCACAGCUACCUCACUUUGCCGAGAAACAGAAGCAGCAUAGACACAGAGAGAGAAGCCAGAAGCAAAUUGGUAAGGCAUGGGUAGCUCCGAGGCCGAGGCGGAGGGCGCACAAACAGCAUCGAGGUCCCUCGCCCGCGGGGAACGAGUGACGAGAUACUUGGACGGGAUGAGCAAGGGAAUUGGAAGAGGAGAACGCAUAGCACGCAUUGGGCCAAGGAAAAGCGCCCUUUCGUCACUCGACUGCGACUCUGUGGACUGUGAGGUUAGCCCAAGGAACACCCGUACUUGACGGUGUGAACUCUGUAGAUCGGGACGGACUUGGUCGUCAUCUCGGAUUGGCUUUUGGUCUCUGGGUCAAGGAUCCCAGUUCCUAGUCCUUUUUUCCCAGCUGGCGUUUGCGUGCUUUGCGGGGAACCAAGAGGGAGCUUUGGUGGGUCGGGAGCUCCUCGAAGGAACCACAAGCUUCAAUUGUAAGCCACCGAUCUGGAAAACAGAGGACUUGAGGGGUGGACCGCCGGAACCAGUGAGACACAGGAUGGGCUUAGUACCGGUACUUGGUUUUGCCGGGGAAGUGGACGCGAGAUUGGUGAAGACGUAAAGAGGCUCUGUCUUCAGUACCAGACAGUAAAUGUCCAGUGAUGCAAGGAAACGUUCUUGUUCAACAACAAUAAGCCGUGGUUAAUAUUGAAUAAUCGGUCGAUGACCCAACAAAAAGACCUCAAGCGACCAGCAAAGCCUCUGCUGUUUCAAAAGCUGACGAGCAUGACGCAGAAUUGACAAUCGCGAGCCCUGCAACCUGCAAGUCAUGUCAUGGUCCAAAAUCAUCCAUGUUAGCAGAUCGGCAUCGGCCAGACCAGAGCUUGUAACUCACCAGCCACAGCAAGUCGUGCACAGCCACCACCAAUUCAGGGGCAGCCAUCGUGAGCUUAGUCACCCCUGUCCAUCCCCAAUCGCCAGCUUCAAGGUGUCCCCUGAGAGUGGCUUGACGCGAAUAACGACAAGACAUCCAACAAACGCGAUUCCCCAAAUUUCCCACGCUCAUUUUGUCGUUCGCGAUCGAACUUUGAUCUUUCUUCUCUUCAGGUCGCUUUCUCAUUUAAAAUCCUUCUUCGAAACGAUACCCUUCUAAGCCCGCCAUGGUCGCAAACACGAACAAGUACUCGGUUAUCUUGCCAACCUACAAUGAGCGCAAGAACCUGCCCAUCAUUACCUGGUUGUUGAACCGUACCUUUACUGAGAACAACCUCGAUUGGGAACUCAUCAUCGUCGACGACGGCUCCCCCGAUGGAACCCAAGAAGUUGCCCAGCAGCUCGUCAAGGUCUACUCCCCCCACGUUGUCCUCAAGCCCCGCGCUGGCAAACUCGGUCUCGGAACAGCCUACGUCCACGGUCUCAAGUUCGUCACCGGCAACUUUGUCAUCAUCAUGGACGCCGACUUCUCCCACCACCCCAAGUUCAUCCCCGAGAUGGUCGCUCUCCAGGCCAAGGGCAACUACGAUAUCGUCACGGGUACUCGCUACGCUGGAAACGGUGGUGUCUUCGGUUGGGAUCUCAAGCGCAAGUUCGUCAGCCGUGGUGCCAACUUGUUCGCCGAUACUGUCCUCCGCCCUGGCGUGAGUGACCUCACGGGCAGCUUCCGACUGUACAAGCGUGCUGCGCUAGAGAAGGCUAUUGCUAGCACUGAGAGCAAGGGAUACAGUUUCCAGAUGGAGCUUAUGGUGCGAGCGAAGGCUAUGGGAUGCACUGUCGCUGAGGUUCCCAUCUCUUUCGUCGAUCGUCUUUAUGGAGAGAGCAAGCUUGGUGGUGAUGAGAUUGUUCAGUAUGCCCAGGGUGUCUUCAACCUGUGGCUCAAGGUCUAAGAAUGGGAAUGACAUGCACAAAAGGGACACAUCUUGUUGGAUGGGGGCGUUUGGGGAAGUAUAGUACCGUUUAAUCUAAUACCACGUUUCUUCAUCAAUUGAUGUCCUCCUCGACUGAUCCAGGAGUCCUAUCUAACUCGCCGCCUGGAUAUACUCUACAUAUUACGACCUCCAGUGACCAUGAUGGUCUGGCCUGAUACAUACGAAAACAAUGGACUCGCUACAGCCAGAACAGCGCUCGCAGCUUCAGUUGCAGUACCAGCUCUCCUCAGCGGAAUAUCUGCAUGGGCAUUAUCACCUGCCGCCUCCUUCUGUUUCGUCGGGAUACCCAAUGCAAUCUUCUCACCAUCUGGUCCAGUAACGAACGCACCGUCUUCUUUGGCCGCCGUCAAUCUUGUGAGAAUAUGUCCAAAGGCAACAGUAUUCGCUCUCACGCCGAAGGAGGGACCCCACUCCUUUGCAAUCGUCUUUGUGAAGCCUGUGAUACCCGCCUUUGCAAGAGAGUAAUUGAGCUGUCCCGCAUUGCCAUGCACUCCAGAUGUAGAUGAAAUGUUGACGAUGCAACGAGGAGCGCCG
Messenger RNA from Fusarium odoratissimum NRRL 54006, 3659 nucleotides. RefSeq names its product dolichol-phosphate mannosyltransferase. The coding region runs from base 2361 to 3083 and encodes 240 amino acids. NCBI's taxonomy places the organism in Eukaryota, Fungi, Ascomycota, Sordariomycetes, Hypocreales, Nectriaceae. Gene Ontology annotation, cellular component: endoplasmic reticulum membrane. The record is from RefSeq and is a predicted model, not a curated record. The transcript is spliced from 2 exons. Gene Ontology annotation, molecular function: dolichyl-phosphate beta-D-mannosyltransferase activity. Gene Ontology annotation, biological process: protein O-linked glycosylation via mannose; GPI anchor biosynthetic process.